This is a messenger RNA of Arabidopsis thaliana (thale cress), 1741 nucleotides long. Its product is annotated as signal peptidase I. The record is from RefSeq and is marked reviewed. NCBI's taxonomy places the organism in Eukaryota, Viridiplantae, Streptophyta, Magnoliopsida, Brassicales, Brassicaceae. The transcript has 3 exons. The coding region runs from base 344 to 1531 and encodes 395 amino acids.
UUGUUUUAUUACUAUGUUUAGUUUCACUUUUUUAGAGCCAAUUUCCGAGGAAAUUUUGUUUUCUGUCGGCUUUGACUCUGGAGACUUUUAUGUCGUCCGCUGGCUUUAAUUUCCCUUAUUUGGGUUUUGUAUUUCACUUUGGUAUCAUUUCAAGAUCAAUAAACUAAUAGUUUGAGUAAAAAAAAAAAUGGUAUAGAGAGCCCAGGCAGGCUCAUGUCAUGUGAAUCUUGCCACAUCACUAACAUAAUUAAUAUCGGAAAACUUCAAUGGGUGUUAUCGUCAUUUCCCUAAAAAGAACAACGAGACAAUCGACGGUUACGGCGGCGUAAACCUUAUCGGACGAAUGAAGAUCUGUCGCUCUCCUUCCUCCGUCGUACUCUCUCUAUUCAUCCAAGUCCUUACUCUAGCCGUCGCUCUCGAUCCUUCGCAGCCAGACGAAUCCAACAUCACCGCAACACCGAUUCUACAGGAUGUGCUGAAGGAGAUAUCGGUGAAGCAGAAGUGGAAUCUAGAGGAAGUUAGAUUUUCGAAAUUGGAAGUUAAGAAGAUUCGUAUUGGUACGAGUCGGAGAUUUGAGAUCCGGAUCCGAUUAGGGAAGAGCAGAUUCGUAUUCAUCUUCCCGGAUGAAAUAACAGAUUGGAGAAGAAGCGGCGGGGGUAGUGAUGUUGAGUUGCAGGAACUAGUUCGGGAAGUUAAUUCGAGUAAGGUUCUUGAUCCGCCGCUUGUAUUGAAAGGUCCAUUUGAGCUACUUGUCGAUGGCAAUGAUCGUCUCUCGCUUUCGUUACCGAUGAACAUUUCACAUAGCGGUUUAAAACGAGUUCUUGUGAGUGAGGGCAUCUCAGUAGAAAUAAGGGAAGCUCAAGCAGUCUCUCUAUUCCACUCAUCCCAUCGAAGAUACGCUGCUACUGUCGAUCCUGUAAAUAUUAAAGAAGGAAGUUCUUUAUGGUCGUUUUGGGGUUCUGUGUGUGUGCCAUUGCCUCCCAUACAAAUCAUAGGGUCAGCUUCAUUGGUUGCGUUUAGGACUUCAAAUGCAACUACGCAAAUCAAGACUUCGUACUUAUCAGAUGAGGCAAUCCAUUUAUAUGCAGAAAAAUGUUAUUAUAAAGCUCACACGUACAGGCAGCAUCGGUUCCCAAAUGAUCUUCUUGGCUUAAAGAUCCACAAGUUGGAGAAAGUUCUGAACUCUUUAGGGAAUGGAACACGACAAACAGUGAGUUCUGUAACAGCUAAACUAAAGGCAUCAGGAAUGGUACGGUUUCAGUUAGAGAUCGAGAGAAGUAUUGGGAAGAAUGAGAGUGUGAUAAGUAAAAAAGUAGCAUGGAGAACAAAACCGAAGAUCGAACGGGUUUGGUUUGAAGUAACGGCGAAAAUCGAAGGAGAUAAGUUGAAAGCAGUGAGGCUGAGAAAAGUAGUGCCUUUCAUUGAAGUGGAUACAGAAGCAUGGAGCAGUUUGAUGUCUAACAUGUCAUUCACAAAGUUUCCAUCAUUACUUGUUCCUCAAGAAGCUUUAACACUCGAUGUCAAAUGGUAGGCGCAACACUUUUAUACGUUUGAUAAUCUUCCAUAAGGCAGAAACCACAGUGUAACGAUGGAUUGUAUUUACUCGUCCUUGUAUGUAUGUAUAUACUUCUGGUUCUGUAAAGGAUUAUUUAUCACGAAAACUGGUGAAAGGAGUUGUUACGAAUCAUUGCAUAUUUUGCAUGAACAAGUUUUGGAUUUUGAGCAUGUGUUAAUUUUACAU